Molecule: messenger RNA, 1485 nt
Organism: Morchella importuna
Lineage: Eukaryota; Fungi; Ascomycota; Pezizomycetes; Pezizales; Morchellaceae
Exons: 5
Coding region: 1-1485 (494 amino acids)
Biological process (GO): NAD+ biosynthetic process
Cellular component (GO): cytoplasm
Molecular function (GO): pyridoxal phosphate binding; kynureninase activity
Source: RefSeq, a predicted model, not a curated record
AUGGACGCAAAACAGCUAAAGUCCUUCGUCAACGGCCACCGCAUCAGCUUCACAGAGUCAAAGUCCAGCAACCGCGAGUACGCCCAGCACCUCGACAGCACCGACCCGCUCGCGCGCUUCCGUGCAGAGUUCCUCAUCCCGUCAAAGGCGGACCUGCGCGACCCGCACCCCGAGGCCAAGCCUGCCGCUGAGCAGAACGACCCCACAGACCCCUGCAUCUACCUCUGCGGCAACUCGCUCGGCCUGCAGCCCAAAGCAACCCGCGCCCUGCUCAACGAGGAGCUCACCAUCUGGGCCACGCGCGGCGUCCAGGGCCACUUCAAGCACCCGCUCUCGCGCCCAUGGGUCAGCGCCGACGAGGAGGUGACGCGCCACAUGGCCAACGUCGUCGGCGCGCUGCCCACAGAGGUCGCCGUCAUGGGCACGCUCACAAACAACAUCCACAACCUCCUCGCCAGCUUCUACCGCCCCGACCGCUCGGGCAAGGGCCGGAGGAAGAUUAUCAUUGAGGGGAAGGCAUUCCCGAGUGACCAUUACGCAGUCGAGUCGCAGAUCCGCUGGCACGGCCUCGACCCCGCCGAUGCGCUGGUCACAAUCUUCCCCGAGGCCGAGCGCGCCAUGUUGACGACGCAGCAGAUCUGCAAGGUCAUUGACCGCAACGCCGACGACACGGCGCUGCUGUUCCUGUCGGGCGUGCAGUUCUACACGGGGCAGGCGUUCGACAUCAAAGCCAUCACGCAGCACGCCCAGGCCAAGGGCAUCGUGGUGGGCUGGGACCUGGCCCAUGCGGCGGGCAAUAUCGCGCUGGAUCUGCACGAGUGGGGGGUUGAUUUUGCGGUCUGGUGCAGCUACAAAUACCUGUGCAGCGGCCCCGGCGGCAUCGCCGGCAUCUUCGUGCACGAGAAACACGCCUCCCCCGACCGCCACCGCCUCGCCGGCUGGUGGGGCCACGACCGCCUCUCGCGCUUCAACAUGGACAACACCUUCAACGCCAUCCCUGGCGCCGCCGGCUACCAACUCUCCAACCCCUCCAUCCUCGACCUCACCUCCCUCCUCUCCUCCCUGCAGCUCUUCAGCGCCGCCACCAUGCCCGCAAUCCGCACAAAGUCCGUCCAGCUCACCUCCUACCUCGAGCACCUGCUGCACACGCAGUUCCCGCCCGAUGACAAGAUGUUUGAGAUCCUCACGCCCUCGGACCCCAGCGCGCGCGGCGCGCAGCUCUCGCUGCUCUUCCGCGAGGGCCUCAUGAUGCGCGUGUUUGACGAGCUCCUAGAGAGGGGCGUGGUGGUCGAUGAGCGCAAGCCAGACGUCAUCAGGGUCGCGCCGUGCCCGCUGUAUAAUGGCUUUGAGGAGGUGUGGCUGUUUGUGCAGGAGCUCAAGAGGGCUGUUGGUGUGGUGAUUGGGAGGGCGGCGAAUGGGGAGGGGGCCGGGGAGGAGGCGGGGAGGGAGGCGGAUCUGAGGGAGAGGGGGCCGACGAGUCCGUAG